This is a messenger RNA of Musca vetustissima, 1838 nucleotides long. It is a transcript of the gene Alg9, whose product is annotated as alpha-1,2-mannosyltransferase ALG9. Lineage: Eukaryota; Metazoa; Arthropoda; Insecta; Diptera; Muscidae. The coding region runs from base 1 to 1827 and encodes 608 amino acids. Gene Ontology annotation, cellular component: endoplasmic reticulum membrane. The transcript is spliced from 4 exons. Gene Ontology annotation, molecular function: alpha-1,2-mannosyltransferase activity. The record is from RefSeq and is a predicted model, not a curated record. Gene Ontology annotation, biological process: protein N-linked glycosylation.
AUGGCACCGGCAAGGCAAAGGUACAAUGCCAAUUCAAUACCCAGGAAACCUCCAAAGAAGCUAGCAAGUGCAGGAGUGUCAAGGAAUGAAAAUAAAAAGUUAAGCACCUUAAAGAAAUCAUCAGUCAGUGAAAAUACAUCCAUAUCGGAUAAAUCAAAUGUUGUGCCGUCUGUGGCAUUUAAGACUUUUGUCAGUGCACGUUUAUGCAGUGCCAUCUGGGCCUAUAUCUCCGACUGCGAUGAGACAUACAACUAUUGGGAACCGCUAAAUUACAUUAUAAAUGGUCAUGGUUUGCAGACGUGGGAAUAUAGCCCACAGUUUGCUUUACGUUCGUACACGUAUUUAUUGCUACAAGGUGUUCCAGGAUGGAUUUAUCAAAAGCUUUUCCACCCAAGCCCGGUUCUAAUAUUCUACAUGAUCCGUUGUAUGUUGGGUUUUGGCUGUGCAGUUAUGGAAAGGUUUAUGUACAAAUCCAUUUGUCAGGAAUUUGGUAUACAUAUUGGUCGUCUUUGGCUUAUUUUCCAACUGUUUAGUGUUGGCAUGUUUAUAUCUAGUACCGCACUAUUGCCUUCAUCAUUUGCAAUGUACUUCGGUUGCUCAGCAUUGGCAGCUUGGUGGACUAAGAAAUACCCUCUGGCAAUCUUCUUUGUUGCCAUAGCAGCCUUAUUGGGUUGGCCAUUUUCUGGAAUUAUUGGAGUACCCAUCGCUUUGGAUAUGUUAGUACGCCAAAGAAUGUUCCGUACGUUCUUUUUAUGGGCUGGUAUUUCUUUCGUGACUAUUGCUAUACCUAUGAUAGUGAUUGACUCCUCAUAUUUUGGCAAAAUAACAUUUGCACCAUUGAAUAUUGUUUUGUACAACGUAUUUACCAGUCAUGGACCCAACAUAUUUGGUACUGAACCUCUUAGCUAUUAUUUGAUCAAUGGAUUUUUGAAUUUCAACAUUGUUUGGAUUCUAGCUUUGAUUACACCAAUAAUGCUAAUCAUCGAUUACUUUGUGGUACCAGCCAAAUCUAGUUCUACGUUAAACUUUCCCCGCUACAUAACACUGGCACCAUUUUAUCUAUGGCUACUGGUGUUUUUUGCCCAACCACAUAAGGAGGAGAGAUUUCUUUUCCCUGUAUAUCCAUUAAUAUCGUUAUGCGGUGCAAUAACCGUCGAUGUUUUCCAGCGCAUAUUUUUCCGCCUGAAAACAUUGGUGGUUAAAAUGAAAAACUCCAGCACAGCAACACAUUAUUUGGACCAUACAAUGUUCAUUGCCAUAAUUAUAAUGAUUAUAAGUACCGUUGCCGGCUUAUCGCGAGUAUUUGCCUUGUAUCGAAACUAUCACGCUCCCAUGGAUCUAAUGAUGGAAUUAGGUCAAUUUAAAACGUCCAAUGAAUAUAGAGAGAACCAAAUAUAUAAUGUAUGUAUAGGUAAAGAUUGGUACCGUUAUCCUGGAAGUUUCUUCUUUCCUGCACCGAAUUUCCGACUUCGUUUUUUGAAAUCGGAAUUUAAAGGUAUGCUGCCGGCUUAUUAUGCUGAAGGUGAAAAUGCCACCAAAAUUAUCCAUCCAUAUUUUAAUGAUAUGAAUCAAGAGGACGAUCGCAUGUAUUUCCCAUAUGAGGAUUGUCAUUUCUUAAUUGAUUUUGAUGAGGGCAAAUAUACCGAGCUGGAGCCUAGUUAUUCAAAACGAACCAAAGAUUGGACAAUAAUGAAAAGUUUGCCAUUUUUAAUACAAGAUAAAUCGCAUCGAAUUUAUCGAGCAUUUUAUAUACCAUUCCUUACUGACAAUUAUACCUCAUAUGGUAGUUUUAAUUUAUUGAAAAGAAAGAAAAUGAAAUUAAGCUAAAUAUAAGGAUU